UACCUGCCGCUGCAUGGCGGCUACCAGUACAAGCAGCGCUCGCUUUCCCCCGUGGCCGCCCCGCCACUGCGGGAGCCCCGCGCCCGCCACGCCGCUGCAGCCUUUGCCCUGGAUGCUGCCGCCGCCGCCGCCGUGGGACUGUCCCGGGAGCGGGCUCUGGACUACUAUGGGCUGUACGACGACCGGGGGCGCCCCUAUGGCUACCCAGCCGUGUGCGAGGAGGACCUGAUGCCAGAGGAUGACCAGCGGGCCACGCGCAACCUCUUCAUCGGGAACCUGGACCACAGCGUGUCAGAGGUGGAGCUGCGACGGGCCUUCGAGAAGUACGGCAUCAUUGAGGAGGUGGUCAUCAAGAGACCUGCCCGUGGUCAGGGCGGUGCGUAUGCCUUCCUCAAGUUCCAGAACCUGGACAUGGCUCACAGGGCCAAGGUGGCCAUGUCGGGUCGGGUGAUUGGCCGCAACCCCAUUAAGAUCGGCUAUGGCAAGGCCAACCCCACCACCCGCCUCUGGGUGGGUGGUCUGGGACCCAACACCUCACUGGCGGCUCUGGCCCGGGAGUUUGACCGCUUUGGGAGCAUUAGGACCAUCGAUCACGUCAAAGGAGACAGCUUUGCCUACAUCCAGUACGAGAGCUUGGACGCAGCCCAGGCCGCCUGCGCUAAAAUGAGGGGCUUUCCCUUGGGUGGUCCAGACCGAAGGCUGCGCGUGGAUUUUGCCAAAGCGGAGGAGACUCGGUACCCCCAGCAGUACCAGCCCUCCCCACUCCCUGUGCAUUACGAGCUUCUCCCUGAUGGGUACACCCGGCACCGAAACCUGGAUGCCGACCUGCGGGUGCGGGAUAGGACCCCCCCGCACCUCCUGUACUCGGACAGAGACCGGACCUUUCUGGAAGGGGACUGGGCCAGCCCCGGUAAAAGCUCUGACCGCCGAAACAGCCUGGAGGGCUACAGCCGCUCGGUGCGCAGCCGGAGCGGGGAGCGCUGGGGAGAUGGGGACCGGGGCCUGCCCAAGCCCUGGGAGGAGAGGCGGAAGCGGAGGAGCCUUUCCAGUGACCGCGGGCGGACAACCCACUCCCCUUAUGAGGAACGGAGCAGGACCAAGGGUGGUGGGCAGCAGGCGGAUCGCGGCUCCGACCGCACCCCUGAACGGAGCCGCAAGGAAAAUCACUCCAGCGAAGGGACCAAGGAGUCCAGCAGCAACUCCCUCAGCAACAGCAGGCACGGGGCUGAGGAGCGGAGCCACCACCACCACCACGAGGCGCCAGACCCUUCCCACGGGAAGAAGACACGCGAGGGCGAGCGCAAUCAUCGGACCGCUGAGGCUGAGCCCAAGCCUCUCGAGGAGCCAAAACACGAGACCAAAAAGCUCAAGAACCUUUCAGAGUACGCCCAGACGCUGCAGCUGGGCUGGAACGGGCUUCUAGUGUUGAAAAACAGCUGCUUCCCGACAUCUAUGCACAUCCUAGAGGGGGACCAGGGGGUGAUCAGCGGGCUCCUCAAAGACCACACUUCCGGGAGUAAGUUGACUCAGCUGAAGAUUGCCCAGCGCCUCCGACUGGACCAGCCCAAGCUCGACGAGGUCACGCGGCGCAUCAAGCAGGGAAGCCCCAAUGGCUAUGCAGUGCUGCUGGCCACCCAGGCCACCCCCAGUGGGCCUGGCACCGAGGGGAUGCCCCCAGUGGAGCCAGGCCUACAGAGGCGGCUUCUCAGGAACCUGGUCUCCUACUUGAAACAGAAGCAGGCAGCGGGGGUGAUCAGCCUGCCAGUGGGUGGGGCCAAAGGCAGAGACAGCACGGGCAUGCUGUAUGCCUUCCCACCCUGCGACUUUUCACAGCAGUACCUCCAGUCAGCACUGAGGACACUGGGCAAGCUAGAGGAAGAACACAUGGUGAUAGUUAUAGUAAGAGACACUGCCUAGCCCAGACCUGUCUUCUCCAGCUCCACGUUUGUCACAAAAGCGGUUAUUUUAAAAUCUGGUCCACCGCCUCUAUCCUACCCCCUUGGUUUGAAUUCUCUGCUGGGUUGUUUUGGUUCAUUUGAUGGGGGACCAAAGUCCUGUCCCCCACCAAAACUAAGUUCUUAGGUUUUUGGGAUUUUUUUUUUUUUACAGUGAUGAGAAGGGACUCCUGUCAUGUUGUUUUCGGGAUAUUUUUUACAGCGAUGAGAAGGGACUCCUGUCAUGUUGAUUUCUAGUGUAUGAAAUACUGUCUGCUGUGUUCUGUAUUUUUUUAUUUUUUGACUAACUGUAUGGAAAGUUCGUCAGUAAAGCCUUUGUCAGAGGAUGGAUUUUUAA
Messenger RNA from Pteropus alecto (black flying fox), 2292 nucleotides. It is a transcript of the gene RBM15B, whose product is annotated as RNA binding motif protein 15B. Gene Ontology annotation, molecular function: mRNA binding. Gene Ontology annotation, cellular component: nucleus. The record is from RefSeq and is a predicted model, not a curated record. The annotation marks the transcript as partial. Lineage: Eukaryota; Metazoa; Chordata; Mammalia; Chiroptera; Pteropodidae. Gene Ontology annotation, biological process: regulation of alternative mRNA splicing, via spliceosome. The transcript has a single exon.